Molecule: messenger RNA, 888 nt
Organism: Eimeria maxima
Lineage: Eukaryota; Apicomplexa; Conoidasida; Eucoccidiorida; Eimeriidae
Exons: 1
Coding region: 1-888 (295 amino acids)
Source: RefSeq, a predicted model, not a curated record
AUGAGUCGUUCCUUCUCUUCUGGACCGCCAGGAGGCGAACACGAACUUCGUGGACAAGGUGUUAGACUUUCUACAGGUAUACCAAGCAGCAGUGCAGCCCCUAGCAGUGCGCCAAGCCCUUCGCCAUCUCCACCAAUCCCUUCCUUGGCUACUGGGCCAGCGGAAGGAGGAGAAGAAGAAGCGCGUCCAGAAGGUUCGAGGCAGCCCACAGAUACAGGAAGCAGCAGUGCAACACCCGGCAGCCCACCAACACCUCCAGGAAGCCCACCUGCAAUAAUGAGUCGUUCCUUCUCUUCUGGACCGCCAGGAGGCGAACACGAACUUCGUGGACAAGGUGUUAGACUUUCUACAGGUAUACUAAGCAGCAGUGCAGCCCCUAGCAGUGCGCCAAGCCCUUCGCCAUCUCCACCAAUCCCUUCCUUGGCUACUGGGCCAGCAGAAGAAGGAGACGGGGAAGCGCGUCCAGAAGGUUCGAGGCAGCCCACAGAUACAGGAAGCAGCAGUGCAACACCCGGUAGCCCACCAACACCUCCAGGAAGCCCACCUGCAAUAAUGAGUCGUUCCUUCUCUUCUGGACCGCCAGGAGGCGAACACGAACUUCGUGGACAAGGUGUUAGACUUUCUACAGGUAUACCAAGCAGCAGUGCAGUACCUAGCAGUGCGCCAAGCCCUUCGCCAUCUCCACCAAUCCCUCCCUUGGCUACUGGGCCAGCGGAAGGAGGAGAAGAAGAAGCGCGUCCAGAAGGUUCGAGGCAGCCCACAGAUACAGGAAGCAGCAGUGCAACACCCGGCAGCCCACCAACACCUCCAGGAAGCCCACCUGCAAUAAUGAGUCGUUCCUUCUCUUCUGGACCGCCAGGAGGCGAACACGAACUUUCAAGACUGUGA